GAUUUAGUUUCGCGGUUUAUUAGAAAACGGAAAAAAGAAAAAAAUGUUCGCAAGCAGCAGAAUCUAUGGAGGUGAUUCCAUAUAAAUGGUAAAAAUAAAGUCAGAGCGUUGAUCAGACUCAGAUAGUCGGAUUCUCAAUCGAUCAAAUUCCGCAAGAAACUGGAAAAUUUUCCUGGGGAGAGAAAAGAAAGAACUUAUAGAACUUGGAUUCUUUGGUUUUCUACUAUGGAAAUGGAUCGCGAUGAUUUGAGUGUCCGAUUAUCUGCUCUAUGGAACAUCAUUGGUCUAAAGAGAAGCCUUAAAGAGGACAGAAUUCCUUGCCAAAUUGAAGAGGGUCUGUUCUUAGGCUCUGUUGGAGCUGCCCAUAACAAAGAUGAACUGAAGAAGUUGAAUAUUACUCACAUUUUAACCAUUGCUUGUUCCUUGCCACCUGCUGAUCCAAAUGAUUUUGUAUAUAAAGUAGUUGGUGUCUUGGACACUAGAGAUGCAGAUAUUAAACAACACUUUGACGAUUGUUUCAAUUUUAUUGACGAGGGAAGAAAAUCUGGUGGAGGGGUUUUGAUUCAUUGCUUUGCUGGAAUAUCCAGAAGUGUAACCAUUACAGUUGCCUAUCUGAUGAAAACGCGAGGUAUGAAUCUAACACAAGCAUUGGAACACGUCAAGAGUAGACGACCACAGGCAGCUCCGAACGUCGGUUUCAUGGUUCAACUCAAGGACUUUGAAACAGCUCUUCGAGCUUGCAGAGUUGAUGAGAUGAAACUGUCAAAUGUUUGAGUUCUCAGCAGCCGCAGGUAACUUCUAUUAACAACAGCACCAGAUAUAAAAUUGUCCUCUCCAUAGGGGGAGAGAGAGUGGACCAAUCAGACAACAAUUCAUAACACGGGCCGUGACUAGGCCCAUAAUCAAAUGGUCUGUCUAGAUACGAGCCCCAUAGCAAUCCACUGGAGAGCCCAAAUCCACUUUUCCUGGCCCAUUACCAGACACAGAGGUAAUAGUCUUGACUUGUAGACAGCACACACACACAUGGACAUUCCCCCUUGCAAUUGGAAUAUUUUCAUUUUGCAAGGACUUCCUUCAAAAUAAUUCACUUCUGCUUUUAAGUCCAUAUCAUGUUUCCAAUAAUUAUUUGGAUAAGAUUGCUAACUAUUAAAAGUCUGUUUCCAGCAGCAGCCAAAAAUUAAAAACAAGUGCUAAAAAUAGCCCAUACUAUAUCUAGCUUGAGUAAAUUAAAUUUACUUGUCAGAGAGAAUAACUCACUUCCUUUUUUUACACUGCUUGUGAGGUAAUUUUAAUCUCUCUUAUUUACUUUAUCAAAUUUAACAUAAAUUUGGUUAGAUAGUGAAAUUGCUAUCCUAAUUUUUAGAAGAUUUAUGGCUAGAUUGCUAGAUAUGAGCAUUAUUUAUUUUGGUAUUUUUUAAAAAGAAAAUUGAGUAAAUGUUGGAAUAUGAUUUGAAAUUUUGAAGUAUGAGAACACUAUUGAUAGAGAAAUAAUAGUGGAAAAAGGAGAGGAACCCACAAGGAAAGGAAUGUCUCUAUCAAAGGAAGUGUGAAAAUGCAACGUCCCAAAAAAAAAAAAAAAAA
This is a messenger RNA of Benincasa hispida (wax gourd), 1581 nucleotides long. NCBI's taxonomy places the organism in Eukaryota, Viridiplantae, Streptophyta, Magnoliopsida, Cucurbitales, Cucurbitaceae. The record is from RefSeq and is a predicted model, not a curated record.